Molecule: messenger RNA, 2070 nt
Organism: Closterium sp. Naga37s-1
Lineage: Eukaryota; Viridiplantae; Streptophyta; Zygnematophyceae; Desmidiales; Closteriaceae
Source: the annotation of a GenBank genome assembly
AUGUGUAUUCUCCUGCCGUGCGCGGAUCCCGCCGCGCCUGGCGUGUGGUGGCGCGACGACGCGCAGUGGCGCCGCUACCCGCCGCACCUCGAGAACGCCGUCCGCGACGCCAUCGCGAGGCGGCUGCCGUCGGUCGAUCUCGGCACCUUCGUGUCCGACGGGUACCCUAACGGCGCGCGCUAUACCGCGGAUCUGCGCGCCAUGAAGCAGCGGAACGCGCAGAGCGGGUACGCGCGCGAGAUCAGGGUGAUUGGCGCGGCGCUGCCUGCUCCUGCGCCGUCUCAGGCCUUGGGAAUGCCCAACCAGCAGGGCCUUCAGCUGCCAGGGGGAGCACCGAUGCCGACCAUCCACUGGCGAGACAGCCGCAAUAACCUCCGCCAGUACGACGCAGCCACGGCCCGAGCCAUCUUCCGAGCCGGCGCGCAGGGCUACAUGUGCGCACAAACCGCACCAAUCAUCACUGACGCGUACCCGUUGGGUGUGGUGUAUACCAUCGAUCUGCAGCGCAUGGUGCAGCGGAACCCGUUCACGGGGCGGGAGAGGGAUGUGGUGGUGCAGUUCCCCCACAACCCUCUUGAGCUGCUCAAGCUGGCUCUGGGGGCCACUGGGCAGGAUUGCAAACAGCGGCUCGGAUCCGGAACCGGCCGGCUCGUCGCUGCGGCUGUAGCAGCGUCGAAUCGCGCCGCAGGCCCGCUUGUCGCGUCGCACAUAGCCCACCGCGUCGUCUGGCUACAGCCGGCGAAAGUCCUGCUACAGCCGUCCGCUGCGGCUGUCACGCCGGCAGUCGUCGGCCCAGCGGGGCCAGGAUUGGGUGCGCUGCCCGUUGGAGUCGCACGGCUGCCGAUCGCCGUGCGACAGUCUGCGAUUGGCGGACUUUUGUCGCUUAGCGCAGUGGCGUUAGGAGCACUGGGGUGGGCGAGGGCGUGCUCGGCGGAAGAUGAGCGCAGCGGAGCGCGGGCGGGGGAGCAGGAGGACGGUUCACCGGAGGCUUCCGCGGUGCUGGGUCAAAGCGUGGGGGAGGAUGAAGCGGAAGCGGUAAUUUCGCGAGUGGCGUCUGUGGCGGAUGGGCGGAAGCGGCCCCGUGAGACGGAUGGCGGCAGGUGGGUUGAAACAGCGUCGUGCCGGAAGGUAGGAAUGAAGCAGCAUGAUGCGUCUCCGUCCCCCUUCUCCCACCCACUUCCCCCCUCACUUCUCCUUCCCCCCCCCCCCUUCCCAUUUUCUCCUCCUGUAAACACCUCCAUUUCCAAUUAUGCUGUCCCUUCCCUUUGCGACUCCGUUCUCCUUUCCUGCCCCCUUUCCCCUUUUCCCCCUCAAACUCCUCCGCCUCCACCUUUAUUUACGUCCCCCCUCCUCUUUACGCCUCUGUUUUCCUUUCCUUCCCCUCCUCCUCCCCCUCCCCCUCCCCCUCCCCCUCCACCUCCCCCUCCCCCUCCCCCUCCCCCUCCCCCUCCCCCUCCCCCUCCCCCUCCCCCUCCCCCUCCCCCUCCCCCUCCCCCUCCCCCUCCCUCCCCUCCGCCGCUCCCUCCCCUUUCUCCACCCAUCCCUCCCCGUCCCUCUGCGCCUCUUCCCCCGCAGUGUGCCGCACGCGUGCGUGGCAACGGCGAUGUGCCGCAAGCGUGCGUGGCGACGGCGAGUGUGGGCGCGGAGAGGGGAGUGGUGGUGGAGCCAAAGACGAAGCACUCCUUCCCUGUCAUGCUGCGGCAGGAGGGGCAGGGCGGCGGGCUGCUGGCAGGGGUGGGCAUCAGAGACACGGUCAUUGCGAGGAUCAAAUCCAUCAAGAUAUAUGCCUUCGGCCUCUACGUGAGUCCGGCCAGCCUGGGCGGCGACGAGCAUUUGAAGGCCAAGUAUGGCGCCAUGCCUCUGGACGAGCUGCGAGUCAGCCAGGAGUUUUACGACGACCUGCUCAGUCGUGAUAUUGGAAUGACAGUGCGGCUGGUGCUGCAUUACAGAGGGCUCAACAUGAAGAUGGUGCGCAAUGCGCUCAACACAUCCCUCUCCAAUCGCCUCACUAAGCUACUGGGCCACGCAGACGACCCGGGCUUCCACACUCUCAACGAGUACCUCUCUUAG